UUACAAACCAUCAUAUUUGAAUUUGCGGAUGAUCUAGAGCUGGUGCUUAAAAUCAGAAUUCAGAGCCCCAAAGAAAAUGACUUUAUUGAAAUUGAACUGAAAGACAGAAGCUAUCAAAACCUGCUAAAAGUGAGUUGCUGUGAAUUGGGGAUUUACCCAGGCCAAGCAGAGAAGAUCAGAAAGCUACCAAACACACUGCUUAGAAAGGUAGGGUUUCCAUUUUUAAGCGAGGCUGGACUCUUAGUGGGUAAAAUUUUUACGUGGAACCAAUCAUUCAACAUUUUAAUUUCUAAUAUGAAAAUAAAUUCAAGUCACUGGAAAUUCUGGCUGGGGGACAUCAUCAGCAUAAGCAAACAAAACCUGCAACAGGGACAAAAUAAAUGGAUGGACAUUCUAAGACUACAGAACUUUCAGGAAACAGAACUCAUUUUAACGAAAAAUGGAAACUCUGAAUGGACAGAACACACACCAUCUCUGACAGAGAAACCCUGCUACAACAGCAAUGCUGCAAAAAUGAUUUAUUGAAAAAAACCCAGACAUGAGAAACUGCAGUUAACACUUUGUAAAUACCAAAGCCUGAAUUCAGGUAUGGGUUUUGCUGACUUCACUGUGUGAACUUUGGCAAAUUACUUCAUCUCCAACUUCUCUGGGCUGGAAGAAGAGUAAGUUCAGUGUGUUUUGACAAAUAAGAUAAAGGUAUUAAAAAACUUCAAGGUAUGAUACUUCCCAAUACAAGUUUACUUUGUAGAGCUGUACCCCAAUCCUGACCAGGCAGAGGCAUGCCUGACUGAGAUUGUCAGGACAAACGGCCAGUCUCCUCACCCCUGAAGGCCAGGGUGAGCUGAUGGAGCUGGGAAUGCCAGGACCAACUUGGCA
Messenger RNA from Loxodonta africana (African savanna elephant), 876 nucleotides. RefSeq names its product ANKRD40 C-terminal like (gene ANKRD40CL). Lineage: Eukaryota; Metazoa; Chordata; Mammalia; Proboscidea; Elephantidae. The annotation marks the transcript as partial. The transcript is spliced from 3 exons. The record is from RefSeq and is a predicted model, not a curated record.